CUCUUUCUAUCUGAUUUUUUAUUUAUUUUAUUGGUCGAUAGUUGAUUUCUUUCUCUAUCUAGCAUGUUGGAAAAAGAAAUAGACCAGUUUUACCUUUCUCUACCUUUUCCUUCUAUAGAUGUACACUCCUGAAUAGUAAACAGUUUAUUGUUCACUCUGUGAUUUCUCUUAAAUUCGCGUAUAAAUCUUUACUUCUGCUCCUUGUCAUUUAAAAGAAGAAGAAGACAUUUCACGUUUGAGAUUUAAUGAAUUUGCUCGAGUUGGAGUCUGAUUAAAGUUUUGGAGUUUUUUAAUCCUCGCAAAGUGUCAAAUAAAUUGAUAUAUCCGAUCAUGAAGCCAACGCUCGUGGCUGAUGAAAUGUUUCCCGAAGGAGCUGGACCUUACGUCGAGUUAGACGAGGUUGGUGGUAGUAGGUUAUUGGUAGAUCUUACAGCAAGCGAAAAAGCUGUUCAUGCAGAUUUUCACAAUGAUGGUAAGAAUUACCUAGCUAGCAAAAAAUUUUCAUCUUUCUCUGAAAAUAAUCAAGAUUUAGAACAAAAUAGUUUACAAACUGUGUCGAAACAAGUCCAUUCUGAUUGCAUUAAUGAUUUUGAUGAUUUGUUCGAUGAUGAUGAUUUGGACUGAAGCAUUCCUAAAGAAUUAAACUAUGCGAUACUUUUGCAGACUGCAAUUAACUUAGCAUUAGAGCGGAAAAUUUCUGAUUUUCAUAAAUCCAUGAAAUAUUGUAUAAUCAAUCAUGUAUCAUCAGUUGCAUUCAGCAGAAGCAUAGUAUUGGGUUAACACUCAGUACUGUAUGUAUAUCAAUAAAUAAAGAAUUUCACUAAAGCUUAUCAA
Molecule: messenger RNA, 834 nt
Organism: Nylanderia fulva
Lineage: Eukaryota; Metazoa; Arthropoda; Insecta; Hymenoptera; Formicidae
Source: RefSeq, a predicted model, not a curated record